Messenger RNA from Micropterus dolomieu (smallmouth bass), 1957 nucleotides. Its product is annotated as transcription factor jun-D-like. Gene Ontology annotation, molecular function: RNA polymerase II cis-regulatory region sequence-specific DNA binding; DNA-binding transcription factor activity, RNA polymerase II-specific; transcription factor binding. Gene Ontology annotation, biological process: regulation of transcription by RNA polymerase II; regulation of cell population proliferation; regulation of cell cycle. Gene Ontology annotation, cellular component: transcription regulator complex. Lineage: Eukaryota; Metazoa; Chordata; Actinopteri; Centrarchiformes; Centrarchidae. The transcript has a single exon. Bases 188 to 994 code for a protein of 268 amino acids. The record is from RefSeq and is a predicted model, not a curated record.
ACACUCAGAUCCUGCUCGAGAGCAGAAGCCUGCCGACGGUUCCAGUGAAGCGUUGCCAAUAUUUUUUACUUUACAAUAUUAUUUAAACACAAGAUAUUUUACGCUACGGUUUAUUUGUCUGAGGUUAUGGAAAGGAUUCCGUUCUGAGGGAGUGCCGAGCUUUACGACUUUGACGACGGAAGAAAUAAUGAUGAAGAGCCUGGCAGACAACGCAGACCUCAAACCGCAUCUCCGUGAUGCCGAGAGUAUCCUCAGCGCCCCGGAGCUGGGGUUGCUCAAACUGGCCUCCCCGGAGCUGGAGAGGCUUAUCAUCCAGUCCAACGGAAUGGUCACCACGACACCCACCAGCCCCCAGUUCCUCUACCCAAAGACGGUAACGGACGAGCAGGAGUUCGCCGAGGGCUUCGUGAAGGCGCUGGAGGAUCUACACAAGCAGAACCAGCUGAACGGAACCGGGCAGACGAACAACAACUUGGAGAUUAGCGCCAACAUCGCCCCGGUCACCGUCCAUCCGGAUUUACCGGUAUAUACGAACUUGAACAGUUAUGGCAGCGGGCCACUGGAAACCACUGUCAACUACUCCACAGACACGGUCCCUUUCCCGCCUCCUCCAUCGCAUAAUUUAGGGGCAGCCCCGCAGCAGCCGGAGCUCUCCCGGGUCCAGCCGCUGAAGGAGGAGCCUCAGACCGUCCCCGACGUUCAGAGCUUCGGGGAGAGCCCGCCGCUUUCUCCCAUCGACAUGGACUCACAGGACCGCAUGAAAGCCGAGAGGAAGAGGCUCAGGAACCGGAUUGCAGCGUCCAAGUGUCGGAUGCGCAAACUGGAGCGGAUCUCCAGGCUGGAGGACAAGGUCAAAACGCUGAAAAGCCAAAACAACGAACUGGCAUCAACGGCCGGCCUGCUGAGGGAGCAAGUGGCUCAGCUGAAACAGAAAGUAAUCACCCAUGUCAACAGCGGCUGCCAGCUGCUGACACGCGAGGUUCAAGUGCACUAGGCGGGGGUAGGAAGGGUGUGUGGGGUCAGCAGCCCCUAAGCUUCAUGGACUUUGUUAGGCUAUAGCGUAGCCCAGAUGUGUGCCGUUCCAAGUGGAAUGAAUACCAGGCUAAAUUAGACAUUGAGCACCGACAAAAGGUGAACAUACCUGGUAAAACACGAUUUAAUAUUGCUUUUUAAGUAAAGCAAUUUCCAGAACCCUAAUUGCUCCACAGUAGUCUGGCGAGCACGCAUCACUAUUAAUCAUUGGAUUUUAAAAUCAAUGAUCGCCAGUUGAUUAAUUGGAUUUAUGCCGAAAUGAAGAGCAUUUGCCUGUAAUAUGUUCGAUGUAUGAAAUCAUGUUCUACCUCGUAAAUAUGUUUACUGGCGAACAAGGCAGCAUUAAACUGCGUUUUUUUAAAUGGAAUUUGGCCACUGGCUAACCUGAUGAGAGAACGAGGCACUUAUUGAGGCUUUAUGCUCAACUUUAAUGACAGACUGCACAUAUAUCGAUUUUUCCCCUUGUAAACAUGUUUACAGACUGUCUAUACAUGGACCAAACGGAUUUACAGCAUUUCUACAGAAAUAUGCACAUUUGUGACUCUCAAUAGGCCUACAGUCUAUGAGGAAUUAGCUGUAAGAAAACUGCAUAUGCCUACGCCCACAUUUGUAAGAGAUAAUCUACAUAAUAUGGACUAUUUACAGUAUUUCUGUAGGGAACAAUUUGCAUGUUGUUCACGUACUCGAAUGUUGCCCUGCACUGUGUCAAAGGGCGUAAUUUCUCAGCAAUUAUUAUCUUUAACAUUUGCAAACACAAUGUAUUUAUCUAUUUUUUAAUCCACUGUUUCCCUUUUUCAACGUGUUCUUGUUUUAAUGUGAAAAGUAAACGUUUUUGUUGCACUGACUGUUCUUGCCACAGUUAUUUGGCUGUAUGCCGCUGUGUUCUGAAUUAAAUGCUGCUCGGCAAUAAACACUGUUUCCUCCA